AUUCCUGACUGAAAGCGUUAAUUCUCAGAGUGAACAUCACGUGUUUCCGCCUUCCACCGGAAGUUCGUGGAGUUUCAGCUGUGGUAACCGCGCUCCACCAUCCUGGGAUCUCUAUGGUGAAACUAACAAACACAAUGAAUAAAGAGUCCAGACUAAAAGCACGGGUAAACCAGAAGCUGACAGAGACCGGAGAAAGAGAUAGACUGAAGGAGCUGCUGAGAGCUAAGCUCACUGAGUGUGGAUGGGAGGACCAAAUGAAGGCCCAAUGCAAAGAGGUCAUCAAAGAAAAGGGUUUGGAGCAUGUGACCGUAGAGGACAUUGUUUUGGAGGUCACUCCCAAAGGAAGAGCCUUGGUGCCAGACAGCGUAAAGAAGGAACUCCUACAGAGAAUACGAGCCUUUCUGACGCAGCACGUCUCAUAAUUAACCUGAUUUCUUCGGCGUUUGCCAAUAUCAUUCUCAUAAGGAGUUUCGUUUUUGUUUUAAGGAUUUAAUGGAAUUGUAAAAUAUUUUUUUGGAGUGAUUUAUAAAUCUUUUUCAAGUCACCUAUGCUAUCUACACUGAUUAGGGUUAUAAUAAGCAAUAUUUUGAAACAAUUGAUACUAAGAAAUUUAAAUAUUCAGAUGCUCAUGUGUGUCAAAAUCAAUAUAAACUGACCUAUUUACAUUAGUUGUAGCACUUCCUUUCGACAGCGGUGAUGCGCACUGCUAAACAAUUAAAAUAAAAAAAACUGCAUGACUAAAUCAAAGCUACACACUUCCAUAAAGGACAGCAACACUUUUACCAAAUGUUGUCUACAGUUUUGCCAAGCAGGUUAAUGACACUUUUAAAUGACGUAUUUUUCUAAAUGAAGGCUGAAUUGUCCCCUACUUAUUGCUUUCGCUCUAAUUAAGGAAGUUUAAAGUCAUUCUUUACUCUUUUUUUUUUCUCUUAACUAGAAAGAACACUGUGCCUUUAAAAAAAAAAAAGUAGUGUAGAAAAAUGUAUAGAGUAUUUUUUAGUAUCAGCAUCGAGUUUGAAAGUUCAGUAUCAUGACAAGCUUAACACUGAUAAAUGUAUUUGUAUUGAUCCACUGAUCUGUUCAUAUUUUAUGCCAUGUAGAUGGAGUUUUUAUUGUGUAUGGAGUGUGCUGCUUGAAUAAAGGGGUCAUUUUAUUAAA
Girardinichthys multiradiatus is the source of this 1158-nucleotide messenger RNA. RefSeq names its product ENY2 transcription and export complex 2 subunit (gene eny2). The record is from RefSeq and is a predicted model, not a curated record. Gene Ontology annotation, biological process: positive regulation of DNA-templated transcription; regulation of transcription by RNA polymerase II; poly(A)+ mRNA export from nucleus. Gene Ontology annotation, molecular function: transcription coactivator activity; chromatin binding. The transcript is spliced from 5 exons. NCBI's taxonomy places the organism in Eukaryota, Metazoa, Chordata, Actinopteri, Cyprinodontiformes, Goodeidae. The coding region runs from base 114 to 422 and encodes 102 amino acids. Gene Ontology annotation, cellular component: DUBm complex; nuclear pore; SAGA complex.